This is a messenger RNA of Macrobrachium nipponense, 5196 nucleotides long. RefSeq names its product very long chain fatty acid elongase AAEL008004-like. Gene Ontology annotation, molecular function: fatty acid elongase activity. The transcript is spliced from 9 exons. Gene Ontology annotation, biological process: fatty acid elongation, saturated fatty acid; fatty acid elongation, monounsaturated fatty acid; fatty acid elongation, polyunsaturated fatty acid. Bases 410 to 1465 code for a protein of 351 amino acids. Lineage: Eukaryota; Metazoa; Arthropoda; Malacostraca; Decapoda; Palaemonidae. Gene Ontology annotation, cellular component: endoplasmic reticulum membrane. The record is from RefSeq and is a predicted model, not a curated record.
GCUGUUGUUUGUCAGAUGAGUCAGUCAGUGUACGAGAACCCGCGGUGGAGGGUGGUUGUGUGACUGUCGGUCGUCCCGUUGGUUCCAACACUGGUUUUAUGUAUACUUUUCACCCGAUUGGCGUUCUUUAAAGAAAAAUAAGGAACAUUACUUUUCAUAUUCCUUCCUUGUGUUUUUUCUGUCGCAAGUGACCUGUUUUUAUACCAUUUCCUCUCCGCCGUGGUUCAUUUUUCGAAACUUACUCAGUUUUUCACAUAAAACUAACGAAGGAAUUUGGGAGCUUUGGAUUAUGCCGGUAAUUUGAAAUCUUCAUCUCUUUCCUCCCGUCAUCUUCUAAAUAUAUUCCUACGAAAUACUUCAAACAGUGUAGUGUCUGGCGUCACUUCGAACGUGACAGAUUUUGUUAAAUAUGGCGACUUUAAUGGAGUCUGUCAUGGACAGCUACAAUGACCUAUUUAUUAAAUCGAGAGACCCUCGAGUGGAUGGUUGGCUAUUGAUGGAUUCCCCAUGGCCAACAUUUUUCAUCUGCCUCAGUUAUGUAUUCAUUGUCAAAGUAGCAGGUCCUUAUUACAUGAAGAGUCGGCCUGCGUUUCAACUCCGGAACAUCAUAGUUAUAUACAAUGCCUUCCAAGUGGUAUUUUCAACGUGGAUUUUCUUUGAGUUUGGAAUGGGCGGAUGGUUCCGGGGCUACUCCUACCGUUGCCAGCCAGUCGACUACUCGGAAAACCCUAUUGCCACCAGGAUGGUCCAUGCAUCUUGGUGGUACUAUUUCUCCAAGUUCACAGAAUUCUUUGAUACAUUCUUCUUUGUAUUGCAUAAGAAGUUUGAACAUGUGUCAACACUUCAUGUUAUCCAUCAUGGCUGUAUGCCCAUGAGUGUAUGGUUUGGAGUCAAGUUUACUCCAGGUGGUCACAGUACUUUCUUCGGCUUCAUUAAUACUUUUGUACAUAUUGUCAUGUAUACAUACUACAUGUUGGCUGCCAUGGGACCCAGGUACCGUCGUUACAUUUGGUGGAAGAAAUACCUCACCAACCUUCAGAUGAUCCAGUUCAUUAUGAUCUUUGCCCAUGCUUUCCAACUUUGCUUCACUGAGUGCAAUUACCCUCGUGCCUUCAUGUGGUGGAUUGGUGGUCAUGCAGUUAUGUUCUUCUUCUUGUUUGCAAACUUCUACAUCAAAGCAUAUCUUAAUGGGGCAUCAAAAGCCAAGGCCCUGUUAGCAAAUGGACAUUCAAAAAUGAAUGGGUUUUCUAAUGGUCAUAUACCUAAUGGAAUUACAAAACUCAAUGGCCAUGCCAAUGGCCAUGCCAAUGGCCAUGCCAAUGGACAUGCUAAUGGCCAUGCCAAUGGACAUGCUAAUGGCCAUGCCAAUGGACAUGCCAAUGGGCAUGUUCUUGCUGAUUCAGAGGCCUUUAGUGUAAGAGCUCGGAAAUUGGUGUGUAUGAAUGUUGAUACAGCUUUGGAAUAACUGUGACCAACUCAUCAGCAUUUCUGCUUCUUAGCCAUCAGCUAGCUCAACCAACGAAUUGAAUAUUAAAUACUGCAGAUGUCAUGGCUCAAUGCCACGUACAACGUGUCGCUCGCAUAACUUCUCCCAACCCAACUUGAUGUCUAAGACAAUACAAGCAUAAUCACAACUGUUUUGUUGAACUCAAACGCCAAUAGAAAGCUUUUCAAAGUAAUUAUCUUAAUGCACAUAAAUUCUAUAGCCAGUAAUAAAUUGUUUGUAGAUUCAGAAAAGAUUUUAUUCUCUUGUUUUGUGAUUCCACUGUAACACCAUUAAUUUAUACGUACUUAGCUUUCAGAAAAUUAAAAUAAAUUUAUUUUAAAAUCUAGUUAUUUUGCAUUGUUGAAUCUAUGAAUUCCAUAAAUUGGUGAAAUCUUGCUUUGUUUGGUGUAUGAGGUUUUCAGAACAGAUUCAUCCAAGUAUAAUGACAGAGUUGUUUCGGCUACUUAUAAUUUUUUAUUUUAUAAAUCUGGGAACUGUGUUCAUGGAAUAGGGCAGUAAUAAAUAAAGUACUGCACAUUGCAUUAAUUCCAUCAGUGUCAUAGUAGUUGCACAUUACAUAUAUUUUGAUGUAUUAAAUAUACAGCCUUACAAUGUUUUAAUAGAAAAUUGUUUGAAAAAGUAAGCCGUGACUUGCACAGUAAAGAUACUACUGUAAGUAAUGUAAACUGUUCCAUAAGCUAUGUACCUUUGGCUAUUCAAUCGAAGGUGCUGGGGAAGUAUGAUACUUUAUUUUAUUGGUGUUCAAGUGAAAAUCCAUGACUGAAUAAAGUUUAAAUGUUACUUGUAUUCAGCACUUAUGAAGAUGGAUAACAGUAGUUGAAGCACAGGUCUCCAAUUUUUGCCGGAUAUCAAGUAAAGUAUAUAAUUAUGUUGAUUUGCUUGAAGUUUAGAUAAGAGAAUGUGCAGUAAAGAAUCAUGAAAUAUCAUUAGUAGAUAUUAGGCACAAAAUAUAUCCUUAUUUUUAAAAUGAGUACAGUUGAAGUACAUCGCUGGAAACAAAAAGGCCUACAGAAUUUCCCCCCACGACAAUUAAAGUUUGAUGGUAAAUUUGACUAAAGGCUCCUUGUAAACUUGUCAUGGAAAUUGCAUUUAGUCUACAUUACCCAGUUGCCCAUCUUGCCACAGAAUGGUCAAAUGACCCAUUAAGUCAGUUUACAACCAAAUAUUUCAGACCACACAGUGUAUAUAAUGUUAGGUCAGUAAGGAAAGUAGCAUUUUUCCUAUUUGUUCAUUUGUUUUUCCCUGUCUUAUUUUAGGAGUUAAUGACAUGGUAAAAGCCAAACUUCAGCAGCUGCAACACAUCAAAAUAUUGAUUAUAAACUUUCUAAACCCCAUGGAAAUAUCAUCAUCAUCAUUAUUAUUAUGAGCCAGUUAUAUGGUGCCUUUGUCAUAACAACAUUGUAGGAGGGUAGUUAAUCUUAGUGGUUUCAUCUUAUGAAGCCUUGUGCUAAUGAAGUUUUGGAUCCUUUCCUUUUCAAAACUUAUUUUUGUAUGUGAAUGGGACUGUCCACUGAAAUGUGAUAAGAAUUUUCCUUUGGAUUUUAAGUAUUUUUUCUAUUUUUCAAAGUUCAUUAUUCCUUUAUUCAGCAUCCCAUAUAAUAACUAGCUGCAGACAUAUGUAAUUUAAAAUUAAUGGAGAUUUUUUAUUGUAUGAAUUUUUCGUUAAACAUUUCCAAUAAAAAUUACCUGAAGCUUACCAACUGCCAUCUAUUUUAAGAGCAAUUUGGUCUCAGUGAUGACACGUGGGCUAAUUUGCACUGACAUGGGUACAGCAGGCUAAUUAUGUUGUAGAUCAAGGUAUGGUUGUACUAAUUAAUUGUCAGAGAGCAUGUACAGCUUUCAACAGCCACCAGUUAUGUUAUUAUAGAACAGGAUAUGCAAAUAAAACUAAGAGAUGUUGGCUGAAAUAUUAACAGUAUCAAGUGAAGGGGUAAUAUUUUUGUAUUCCAUUUUCUUUUAGCAUCUGAAAAGUUUCUGUUGAAUCAGAAGGAUUGUGUGUGUGUGCAUUUUUUUAUUACAUUAUCUCAGUGAUGUAAGGAUGCAUUGAUGGCUGCUGAAGGUUGUUAACUUCUGAUAAUAAUUAGCAGGACCCUCAUUUUUCUCUCUCUCUCUCUCUCUCUGUUUUUGACAGCUGUUAGUUGACAGAAGUUUUAAUAAACAUAGUGUGAAUUGUGCCUUAGAGCAGUUUCAGAUUGCUUCUUAGAACAGGGUUUUAGGGGAAAUAAAGUUUUAUGGCAUUUUGUGUAAUUUUCAUUUUUAUUUUAAUUCAGGACACAUGAGGCCUUCAUUCUAUGUACCCCAUGCUGGUAUUCUACAGUUUCUGCAAAACUGUAGUCAUGCACAGUAAAUUGGUGUUUCCUUGCAGUAUAGUUAAUAAAUUUAUAAUUUUUGUCAACUGCAGUAUUCCGUUGAUCACAAGUUAGCCUCUUGAGUUAACUCCUGUUGUGUGGGAAUUGUACAUAGUUAAGUUAGUGAAUUAAGCACUCAACAAGCAUAGAGACAAACAUGCUAAUACUUGGGUAUUGAGCAUAAGCUUCAGUUACUUUCAUGUUUAUUAUUUUUUAAGGGUUCAUGAUUUUGAAGAUAAUUGUUUUCUCAUGAGCAAAAUUGAUGCCUGAAAAAGAAAUGCCAUACUUGCUAAUUUAUAAAAGUUAGAUAACCAAAGUCUGUUUUUCUGGUAGAUUAAGGUUAAAAAAAAAUUUUGUUUAAUAUCAAAUUCCAAACCAUAUGUUGUUUUUCAUAUUGCUACUACAGUAAGCAGCUUUAUGUGUGAAUCUUGGAAGAGUAAGAUUAUAUGCUCUGUAUAAUGCAAUUUUCUUUAUUGACAUUUUUGGUGCAUUAUACACAACUAUUUAGCUGAGCAAAUUUUUUGACAAAACAAUACAGUAUUUAAUUCUGGCCCGUUAUCCAAGUAUUACAUUGUUUCAAUGCCUGAAUUAUUUUUUGGUAUAUCUUAGGUUUUCUGAAUUUCCAAACUAAAGUUAAAGGUAUGCAAGAAACUUUAAAAUUUCCUCUACAGUUGUUGCAAACAUUUAGAUAAAAUCAGUUUACAGUAUACCCAUCUUACUCUUGCAUUUGUUUUGUAAAUAUUUGGACAUGAAUUUUAAUUUUACAGAAGUUAUUUCACUGUUGAUUAAAAUUAUUUUUUCUUUUUCCUUUGAGCUUUUUAUUUAUUUUCCAAGCAUGAUGGCAAGGAUAGCUACCACUGACCAACCUGGGACUGGUGUAAGGUUGUAAUGCCAAAGCCCAAAAGUGGAAGUAGUACAACAUAAAAUGUAUUACAUUUCACACACUGACCCUUUGUAUUACUUGAUCUGUUAACCCAUUAUGCUAUACACUUUAUUUUAUAUUCAGGACAUGUCUUAAUAAAUUACCACCCUCAGGGUUAUUUUUUUUCUACAUUCCGUUGCUCCAUUAAUUAUGUGUGUAUGUAUAUGAGUCUUGAGUCUGAUGUUUAUGAUGUGAGGAGAACACACGGUCUCCUGUAACUUUUUUUUUUAUUUGCUUGCAAAAUAAUAUCAAUGCAGAUUAUAAAUUAGGGAAUUAAGUUGUAUUGUCACUUCACAGUGUAAUAUUUGUUGUUUCACUUUAAAAUCAUUGUUUUGCAAGCAUAGGUGUUGUUAAGUACAGAUGGAAUGUUUUGCAAGGAUAAUUUGUAUACAGUAUGUAAAACAUGUUCAUUUUUCUAA